This is a messenger RNA of Cannabis sativa, 1931 nucleotides long. Its product is annotated as zinc-finger homeodomain protein 5. The transcript is spliced from 2 exons. The coding region runs from base 326 to 1495 and encodes 389 amino acids. NCBI's taxonomy places the organism in Eukaryota, Viridiplantae, Streptophyta, Magnoliopsida, Rosales, Cannabaceae. The record is from RefSeq and is a predicted model, not a curated record. Gene Ontology annotation, biological process: regulation of DNA-templated transcription; regulation of developmental process. Gene Ontology annotation, cellular component: nucleus. Gene Ontology annotation, molecular function: transcription cis-regulatory region binding; DNA-binding transcription factor activity.
UAUUACUAUCCUUUAAUUUAAUUUCAUCAGGGUCAGGAUCUCUUUGUCAUUUUGGGCACUCUCUCUCUCUCUCUCUUAUCUUUCCUUCUGGCUGCACCGUAAGCAACCAAGCUGUCUCUUGUUGGUAGCACAGAAGCACAAUCCCUAAUACCCCAUUUCUCUCUCUCUCUCUGCUUAUAAUUUUCUUUUGCUUAACCUAAAUGAAGACCAUUAGAGAAAUAGCUAUGUCCAGACAUCAUUCUUAAAGGUGCUACCUAGCUUCUUGCGGCUCUCACUUUCUUACAUACUUUUGGGGAUUUAAAGGAGAGAUUUUGAAGAGUUAAGCAUGGAAUUUAGAGCUCAAGAUAACGAGAUGAGGACGUCACCAGCUGGGACAUUGACAUAUAAUACCCAUGUGAGUAAAGAAGGAGGAGGAGGAGAAAGAAGAUCAAGAUCGGUUAAUAAUAAUCAUAAUCAUAAUCAUAAUGGUUCUACAAACACUAUGAGUUGCACUAAUCAAACCCUAGACACUAACUACCCACCUCGCUUAAGUUUCCAUAACCAAACCGGCCAGCUUCAUGGGUCUAGAGAUCCGGACCCAGAUCGGGUUACCACCUUGCCCAUAACGACGACGUUUUCGCCUUCGGGAGCUUCAGCCAAUAAGUCUUCCUCCAAAACCACAUCAUCCUCCGCUAUCAGGUACAGAGAAUGCCUUAAGAACCACGCGGCCAGCACCGGCGGCAACAUCUACGAUGGCUGCGGUGAGUUCAUGCCAAGUGGCGAAGAAGGAUCUCUGGAAGCUCUCAAAUGCGCUGCUUGUCAGUGCCACCGGAAUUUUCACCGGAAAGAGAUCGACGGUGAGUCUCAAUUAUACAGUCCGAGUUCAAGAAGAUCGUCAAGUACAAAUGCUACUACUCUGAUGCUGAAUGCUCUACAACUCCCUCCACCAUUGCCAUCUCCAUCUGGGUUUCAUCACCAUCACCAUCACCACAAGUAUUUCAACCACGGCGCCCCUCAGAUUAUUCAGCCGAUGAAUGUUGCUUUCGGUGGUGGCGGAGCAGCAGGUACCGAAUCUUCGAGCGAAGAUCUUAAUAUUUACGGAUCCACCGCCGAGGCUGCUGCUGCUGCAGCGGCGGCACCGCCUCCUUUCGGGUCAAAGAAGCGGUUCAGGACAAAGUUCACGCAGGAGCAGAAAGAUAAGAUGCUGGAGUUCUCAGAGAAAGUUGGGUGGAGGUUUCAAAAGCAGAACGAGGAAGAGGUUGAGAGGUUUUGUGCUGAGGUUGGAAUUAGACGACAGGUUCUCAAGGUUUGGAUGCAUAAUAACAAGAGCACUAUGAUGAAGACUAAGCCUAACAAUAAUAACAAUAAUAAUAAUCAAGACAUGAAUAGAGUAGUACUGAUGAACGAUGAUAAUAACAUGGUCGCCUCCAAUCAUCAUCAGUCAUCUAUUGAUGAGGUAAGUCAUAAUCAUGAUGAUGAACCAGUCCUUGAUCAGGAAGAAGUAUUAGAUACUUAGAUUAUAUCAUAUUAUUACCUAAUUUAUAUAUAUAUAUAUUAUUAUUAUUUAACUAUCUUUUUUUUUUCUCUUUUUUAAUUAUGUGUAAGAGCUAGCUCUCUCCUUGGUGAUGAUCAGGUUACGUAUGGGUGUUAGAGGAGGGCAUUAAGAUGAUGACUACGAUGAUGCAUGAUCAAAAUAUAAUUUGUAUGAUUCUUAAAAACCAUGCACCUUAAUUAUUAUUAUUAGUAUUACUACCCUAUUAUCUUGUAGCAUUAACUAUAUAUAUAUAUCGUUUUUGUUUUGUUGUCUUUUUUGUUUAUGAUGACUUGUUAUAAUUUGUUUUUAAUUUAAUUAUUAGUGGUUUCUUUCUUCUCUAGCUUUCAAUGUAUUCUAUGAAUUGAGAACUAUUUGUUCCCAUCUAAUUAAUCUUAUAUUAAUCUUCUUCCCACAUCCA